This is a messenger RNA of Geodia barretti, 750 nucleotides long. The record is from the annotation of a GenBank genome assembly. NCBI's taxonomy places the organism in Eukaryota, Metazoa, Porifera, Demospongiae, Tetractinellida, Geodiidae.
AUGUCUCGUCAUACAGUCUACCUUCGCCGCCUCCUGCUGGGAAGGUACCUGAUUGUGACCAACACCGUCUCCGCGGGCACUCUGGACGGUCUGGCCGACGCGGUAGAGCAGUGCGGGGUUGAGAGCAUCCAGCCUCACGACUGGCCGCGGACUCUGCGGAUGGGGACGACCGGACUACUGCUGGGACCAGUCGACCACUGCUGGUACCGCUUCCUCGACUCCCGCUUCCCCGGCUCGCACGCCGCGGCCGUCGCAAAGAAAGUCGCCCUGGACAGUCUUAUGUACCUGCCCGUAGGUAUCGUCCUCUUCUACACGCUGCAGAUAAUAAACUUUCGCUACGUUCCAGUCGUCCUGAGAGUCAUCUUUCAGAAUGCAAUAGACUUUGUAUGGACGAUGGUAAUGUCAUACCUCAAACAUCGUGACCUCCAUAACACACACAUAUGGGACUACUGGAAAAAAUAGAUGAACUAAUGUUGUGUUGUGCUUGUGUCCAGUUUUGCAACAUUCAACCACUCAGCUAAUGUCUCCUGCAAAUCAUAUCGUCAAUUUAUAGAGCAAAAUUGUAUUUAUAGCGUCAUUACCAUGGCCUGUAAGACAUUUCUGUGAUAGAGAAUGCCUCCGUCUUCCUUCACCUUUUGCAUGUGAGCCCUCUCGGGGUCUCCUGCUACCAGCACUGGCUCUCCACACUGGCUCUGCUAGGUGAAACAAAUGAUGACGAAUGUUUAAAGCUCAGUUCCUAUAUACAUGCAU